CAAUUAUAUAGCAACGGCCCAAACCUAACCAAGCCCUAAAAAACACCUAUAAAAUCCUCAUCUUCAACCUCUCACCUGCAAAUCUAGGGUUUCAACAAUGUCGAAGAGAGGUCGCGGAGGUUCCGCCGGAAACAAGUUCCGGAUGUCGCUAGGUCUUCCGGUGGCGGCGACGGUGAAUUGUGCGGAUAAUACAGGAGCGAAGAACCUGUACAUCAUCUCAGUGAAGGGGAUCAAGGGACGGUUGAACCGUUUGCCGUCUGCUUGCGUUGGAGAUAUGGUUAUGGCGACGGUUAAGAAGGGGAAACCGGAUCUCAGAAAGAAGGUUAUGCCGGCGGUUAUUGUUCGUCAACGCAAGCCCUGGAGGCGAAAGGAUGGUGUGUUUAUGUACUUUGAAGACAAUGCUGGAGUUAUUGUCAAUCCUAAGGGAGAAAUGAAAGGAUCUGCAAUUACUGGACCCAUUGGAAAGGAGUGUGCUGAUUUAUGGCCAAGAAUUGCUAGUGCUGCAAAUGCAAUAGUGUAGGUCAUUUGGAGUUUUUUUAAUCACCAGGGUAGCCUGGUUUGUUUUUACUUUUUAUUUUGAUGUUAUUCAGAAUUUUUGGUGGUGCAAAGACAAGAUAUUCUUAUUUUUCAAAAAGUAUUUAGAUGUUAUUUUAAGAAUCUAAUUUGUGUUGGCAACCGAUA
Messenger RNA from Helianthus annuus (common sunflower), 681 nucleotides. RefSeq names its product 60S ribosomal protein L23. Gene Ontology annotation, cellular component: ribosome; cytosolic large ribosomal subunit. The transcript has 4 exons. Lineage: Eukaryota; Viridiplantae; Streptophyta; Magnoliopsida; Asterales; Asteraceae. Bases 98 to 520 code for a protein of 140 amino acids. Gene Ontology annotation, biological process: translation. Gene Ontology annotation, molecular function: large ribosomal subunit rRNA binding; structural constituent of ribosome. The record is from RefSeq and is a predicted model, not a curated record.